Messenger RNA from Dermacentor silvarum, 950 nucleotides. RefSeq lists its product as uncharacterized. Lineage: Eukaryota; Metazoa; Arthropoda; Arachnida; Ixodida; Ixodidae. The record is from RefSeq and is a predicted model, not a curated record. The transcript is spliced from 6 exons. The coding region runs from base 129 to 950 and encodes 273 amino acids.
AAUAUCCUGUGUUUUCCAGAUCCAGAUACAUGAUGCCGACUUUGAUGAUUUUGUAGACCUUGAAGAAGGAACACGAGUGCCUGACAAAGCCAAACUGAAAGUGGCCAGAAAAGUGGCCAUUCCUACUGAUGAUACAAGCUCCUUUGAUGCCAUCUCUCUCAACCUGCCAAGUGGCUCCUCUAGUGUGUGCUCUCCUGGCGAGCAUGAGGUGGUUACGGUACCCCUGCACAACAAACAAGACUAUCUGGAAUUUAAGCUCCCAAGUUUUCAUCCUUAUGAGAAGGUGCUCGACAGUGGAACCCCUAUUAGUAGUUCGCUUCGGCGAUUUGUUGUGGACAAGCUAUUUCAAGAUUGCUACAAGACUGCAUGGAUUCGUGGGUAUUGGCCAUUCGAAACAAGUUCAAAAACAUGCGCAAAAAGGUAGAGUGCUGCACAGAGGGAAUGGAGGAAAUCAAGAAGUUCUUGCACAAGGCUGCUACCAGGACGUUGGGCCCCGAGGAAGGCACAAGCAAAAAAAUCUCGCGCUUGUCUGUGACCACCUUGUUGUUCACGGCGAGACUGCGGAGUCGAUGGCGAGGCAUACAGACUGGCUGAAAGCCAAUGCAACAACGUCUGAUGACACUGAGCUCCGGCCGCGGCUUUUGGCAACAGCCAGAGCACGUCGGGAGCAGCUGCGGACUGUGAAUGUCACAGAAGCAUUGCUUCUUUUUCCUUUCUUGUCAACCGAGGCAUCGCUGCUUAUGGAGUUUGAUAUACUCUUCAAAUGCGACAUCCUCAACAACAUGGAAGCAGGACUGGCCCACUUGCUGAAUGUCUUCCUCAAGAAUGGAAAAGAAGAGGAAAUAGCCACGCUAUCAGCAGCUUCUGGUAAAUUUAGACUUUUAUGUACUCUUGUAUAUAUUACAUUCACACGGUGCAUUUGCCACUGCAAUUUUAAUUAUGACAUGUGA